Molecule: messenger RNA, 3074 nt
Organism: Pseudophryne corroboree (corroboree frog)
Lineage: Eukaryota; Metazoa; Chordata; Amphibia; Anura; Myobatrachidae
Product: zinc finger MYM-type protein 1-like
Exons: 8
Coding region: 333-2984 (883 amino acids)
Molecular function (GO): protein dimerization activity
Source: RefSeq, a predicted model, not a curated record
GGAUCUGGGGGAUGUCUGAUGGGCAGUGGGUGAGGGAAAGUCUUAUGGACUUGUAUUUGUCAUAUAGAGCGGUAUGAUGGGGCAUGUGUAGAUGUCUAACUGGCAUCAGGUGACGUAUGAUGGGUAUGUAAGGGGUGCGGUCUGAGGCACACGUGGAGAAGUCUUAUGGGCAUGAAUGUGAGAUACAUGGGAGUCAUCCCUGUGUCUCAGGAGGAUUAGUCAGAUCCUCAUCACAGGGAAGAUUGUCCUUAUACUCGCCAGCAAGAUCAUUAGCUGCUGACCGGAGAGGAGUGGGAGUAUAUAGAGGAACACCAGGGUGACACACGGACGUGAUGAUGGAAAAUCACCAGCCCCUCAUAUCGCUGAAUGGAACCAGUAACAGGAAUACCCCAGAGAGAUGUCCCCGUCCUGUUUAUUCCCAGGUUCAUACAGAGGAGAAUCACAGUGUCCUACAGGAGGGUCAGGGUGAAAAUUUGACUAAUAUAAAGGUAGAAGAUAUAAAAGAGGAAGAGGAGACGUAUGUGUGGGGUAAUAAGCAGUGUAAGGAGGAGGAAAUCCCUACAGAUAUCAGCACAGAUGGUGCCAGUAACAGGAAUACCCCAGAGAGAUGUCCCCGUCCUCUUUAUUCCCAGGAUCAUACAGAGGAGAAUCACACUGUCCCACAGGAGGGUCAGGAUGAAUCCUCUACUAAUAUUAAAGUAGAAGAUAUAAAAGAGGAAGCGGAGAUGCAUGUGGGGGGUGAUCAGCAGUGUAAGGAGGUGGAAAUCCCUACAGCUAUCAUCACAGAUGUGGUAGCUGACUUCCAGCCUGCCUGCAUAACGUUGUCAAUAACGUUUCCCCCGCCUGCAAAAAUCGAUAACGACGUUAUAGCUCGUCUUAAAAGUUUUUCCAAAUUGGACACAAAAGGAAAACAGGAAGUGAUCAAGAACGGAAGACCAGUGCCUGAGCUUAAGGGCCUACUUCAAAAGGCAGAACGUAAGAAAAUUACGCGGUCGUUUCAUGUAGAAUGGUACCAACGGAAAGACUGGCUGUGUGGCUGUGUUUUAAAGAACCGCCUUUACUGCUUUCCCUGCCUUCUGUUCUCCACUAUUGACAAUGUGUGGACUAACACGGGAUUUUGUGACUUGAAAAACCUCCCGAGGAGCCUCAGCAAACACGAAAAGUCGUCCGUUCACAUUCAAAGCCAAAUUGCUUUAAAAACUUUUGGGACCUCCAUGCUAGAUCUGGCUUUAGAUGAACAGCGGAGAUUAAAUAUCGGCAUCCACAACGCUAAGGUUAAGGAGAACCGUGAGAUUUUAAAAUACCUUAUUAAUGCCACUUGUUUCCUAGCGAAACAGGAGUUGGCAUUUCGUGGCACUGAUCAGAGUGCAAGCUCUUCUAACCACGGCAACUAUGUGGAGCUAUUACAUCUAUUUGCUGAGAAAGACUCAACGCUAGCUAGACAUUUGGAGGCCUCCACUUUGUUUUCUGGCUUAUCGAACAAAAUCCAGAAUGAUUUGAUCGAAGCAGUUGGUGAUGUGCUCCGAAAUGAUAUGAAAGAGGAGAUUAAGGCAGCCACAUUUGUUGCACUCGAAGUAGACGAGACAACAGAUGUCACAAACAAAGCCCUGGUUUCUGUGAUUUUGCGUUACGUUGCUAAAAGUGAGGUGAGGGAGGCGUUCUUGGGUUUUGACGAUGUGGGUGAAGACAGACGAGCACCGGUUAUUUCUGAUUACGUCUUUGGAGUGUUGGAGAAAUACAAUUGCGUUAACAAGCUGGUGGCUCAGACUUACGACGGUGCCUCUGUGCUGGCAUCAGAUAUUCAUAGGAUGCAGGCCAGGAUUAAAGAAAAAAUACCCGAAGCCAUGGUUACCCAUUGUUACGCGCACAACUUGAACCUGGUGCUCUUGCAGUCGGCAAAAUGUAUCCCAGAGUGUAGAAAGUUUUUUAAAACACUCGAAGGACUAUCUGCAUUUUUCAAUAAGUCCACCAGGCGAGCCCACCUACUCGAUGAUGUUGUGAAGCAACGUUUACCAAGAGCAGGCCCCAUGAGAUGGACCUCAAACGCUAGACUAGUGCAGGUGAUCAACACGUACCAUUCUGAUGUACGUGCUGCGUUCCAGAUAAUGAGCGAAAAUCCCGAUAAUUGGGACAAUGACACCUUGAUGAUGGCCGCUGGGUAUGAUCAUUGGCUAUCACAAGCGUCAACGUGCUUUUUCCUAAUGGCGUACGAGGGCAUUUUCAAGGAAACUGGUUCACUCUGUCGUGUGCUGCAGAAUAACAUCAUGGACAUUGGAUUCUGCUGUACGCGGAUCUGCGCCAUAAUGUCAGCAGUAGAACGCCAGAGACAAGAGUUUGACAGUUUCUAUAACCAAUUUGAGCAGAAAUGCAUCAAACUUGGCCUGACGGACAACGCCCAAAGUAACCAGGUGAUGAGAGAUGAAAGAAAAAUAAUUUUUUAUAACAUUCUGGACAAUAUCGGUGUACAAUUGAAAGCCAGGUUUGACCAUUUCGCUGAUCUUGGUUUCCUUGGUUUGGCCGAUUGCACCAAAUUUUAUGAAAUGUCACAGCAUUUCGAUGACGCCAAACUACAGAGCCUGUCAAAAUAUACAAGGUACUUUGACUUAGUUAGGCUAAAGGCUGAUCUUAUCGGAUUGUAUAGCUCACAAAUGGUGAGGAACGAAUGUAAAUCAUCCAGACAGCUCCUCAGCUUUUUGGUCCAGAAUGAUCUGAUGCAGACGGUUCCUGAAGCGACAAAACUCCUCCAGCUGGUUCUCACCAUGCCCGCUACAGCAGCAUCCGUAGAAAGGCCGUGCUCUGCUUUGAAACGAAUCAAAAUAUACAGCCGGAAUCGGACUGAUCAAGGACGACUUUCAUCGCUGGCAAUCAUCUCUAUUGAGAUGGAGAGACUAUUAAGACUAAAAGAAAAUAUAGAGGACUUCUACAACAAAGUCACUGACUGCUUUGUCCGAAGGGAUGGUCGAAUUGACUUCAUUUACCAGUAAAGCAGAUGGAUGCAGAAGCAGGAAUACCUCGGUGGGACGUCUCCUCUUGUCUACAGAUUAUAAAAUAGAAGAUAACAUCGUACAAGAUUC